Molecule: messenger RNA, 2103 nt
Organism: Exaiptasia diaphana
Lineage: Eukaryota; Metazoa; Cnidaria; Anthozoa; Actiniaria; Aiptasiidae
Product: UV excision repair protein RAD23 homolog A
Exons: 12
Coding region: 143-1300 (385 amino acids)
Biological process (GO): proteasome-mediated ubiquitin-dependent protein catabolic process; nucleotide-excision repair
Cellular component (GO): cytosol; nucleoplasm
Molecular function (GO): proteasome binding; polyubiquitin modification-dependent protein binding; ubiquitin binding
Source: RefSeq, a predicted model, not a curated record
CGUGUUUGGUAGCGUGCUUUGUAAUGGCGCACGCUUGAAGUCAAUUCUUUCAAAAAAACUCUCUAAAUUAUCACGAAAAUUGCAUUCCACAGUAACAUAACUCAACAGGGAGGACAGGCGAUCUUUACUUAAAGUCUACAUCAUGAUUAUUACGUUCAAAACGCUCCAGCAAAAGACAUUUAAACUCGAGUUUGACGAGAGUCAGUCGGUCUUAGAGCUCAAGAAACAGAUUGAAAGUGAAAAAGGCAGCGAUUAUCCUCAUCUUGGAAUUAAACUUAUAUAUGCAGGUAAAAUUUUAAAUGAUGAUUCUCCUGUCAGCGACUACAAGAUUGAUGAAAAGAGUUUUGUUGUGGUAAUGGUUUCUAAGCCUAAACCUGCAACAGCAUCAGCACCAGCUCCUGUGGCACAACCAGCAACAACAACACAGGCCUCAUCAACUCCAUCAACAUCAACAAGAAGUACAGAACAACAAGCAGAGACAAAACCUGAAGAAGCCAAGAAGGAAGAGUCCAAACCAGCCACUACUGAAGCAGCUCCUACAACACCAGCAGUGUCAACAACUGAAGCCAGUAGCACCUCGCAGUCUUCUGACCCAUUGGUAGCAGCUGAGGCUGUCUUAGCUACUGGAAGUGAAUAUGAACAUUUAGUCACAGAAAUAAUGUCAAUGGGCUUUGAAAGGGAUAAGGUUGUGAGGGCUCUACGAGCAAGCUUCAACAAUCCCGAUAGAGCAGUGGAGUAYCUUAUGUGUGGUAUACCUGACAUCCCAAUGGAUGAACCCUCAGGGGAAGGCCAAGAAACUGGAGGUACAAUGGAAACCAGUGGUGGUGGUGGUGGUGGUGUUGUUGCGGGUGGCGAUACUGAUGAAUCAGGUUCRCUGGACUUUUUAUGGAAUCUGCCCCAGUUUAUACAGAUGCGUUCAAUGAUCCAAAACAACCCAGCAGUUCUACCUCAGCUACUACAACAAAUGUCACARUCAAACCCAGAACUUCUACAGCUGAUAAGCCAAAGACAAGAAGAGUUCAUUCGAAUGUUAAAUGCACCCGCUCCCCCCGGAACUGCCUCUGGUACCCCUGCAACAGCACAGGGUCAAGACGUACCUGCUCCAGGGGAUCAGGGGGGACAACAGCCACCACCAGGUGUUAGCUAUAUACAGAUAACACCAACAGAGAAAGAAGCAAUUGAAAGACUAAAAGCACUUGGAUUCUCUGAAAACAUGGCCGUCCAGGCCUACUUUGCCUGCGAAAAGAACGAAAAUCUCGCUGCAAACUUUCUUCUAAGCCAGGGAUUCGAUGAUGACUAAGUUGUCAAGUCUGCAAUAAGAAAAUAACGCCACUUAUUCCACAAAAGAGAAAUGAAACGCUUGUUCUACAGUAUUAAUCCCUUUAAGGAUCUCCUAAUGAAAUAAUAAUGUCUAAUGAUGUAUAGACAUGGAUUAUUUUGAUUCAAGAGCUAUAAAUGCCAUUGGCUGCCAAGGCACUGCCAACGUGUUGAAGUAAUCRCGAAGAAAACUAUCAAUUCUUAAUGGUUUCUUUUGAUGACCACAAGUCUCUGGAUCCUAAACAAUGUAAUUGCCAAUACUUAUUGACAAUAUCUUUGUAGCUUUCGCUUUCUUUUAAACUUUGUUAAUGAGGUAUUUUCACUAAAAAAAAGAAGUUUCUUUGGGUAUACCGCUGACAGCCAUUGCAAAAACGAGUGGGGGACUGGGAACGAGUAGAGAAUUGUAGAGAAUUUUAUUCCCAGUCCUCCUCGGUUUCGCACUGGCAAAUGCAAUGUCAUUAGGURAUGUUCUUUUAACCUCCGAUCAACUAACCAUAAGUGAAAUUGUCAAGACAGGCUAAACUGUCAAUGCUAAAUGUAUGUGCUUUGUACUUCGAGGGAUAUUUCACUAAAUGAUUAGACGUUCCAGUUUUAUGUUAUUACACCUAGACAAGGGUGUUUUUUUAACAGUACAAUUAGCAAUUCGGAUUAUUAUUAUUAUAUAAUGCUUAUAAUACUAUAGAUGAUUAUCUUACUGACGUUUCAUGCUGGUUAUGUAGCUGAUUAGAGCUAAAUUCGUUUAUUUUCAAACCUUAUUAAAUACUAAAUAUCAACACAUAUACAGUA